Nanorana parkeri is the source of this 1724-nucleotide messenger RNA. RefSeq names its product ATPase family, AAA domain containing 1 (gene ATAD1). The record is from RefSeq and is a predicted model, not a curated record. Gene Ontology annotation, cellular component: mitochondrial outer membrane. Bases 83 to 1165 code for a protein of 360 amino acids. The transcript has 10 exons. Lineage: Eukaryota; Metazoa; Chordata; Amphibia; Anura; Dicroglossidae. Gene Ontology annotation, molecular function: ATP binding; ATP hydrolysis activity.
GGAAGGUAUUGUGAGUGCACGGUAUCCAUUACCGCUAGUUUUGGUUUUCACUUCCUGGAUCGGCGCUGUCAUCAAGCCGAAAAUGGUCCACACAGAAGCCUUUUCUCGCCCUCUGAGCCGGAAUGAAGUUGUUGGUUUGAUCUUCAGACUGACAAUAUUUGGAGCGGUCACCUACUUCACAAUUAAAUGGAUGGUCGAUGCCAUAGAUCCCACCAGAAAACAGAAAAUCGAAGCUCAGAAGCAGGCUGAGAAAUUAAUGAGACAGAUUGGUGUAAAGAAUGUGAAGCUCACGGAAUAUGAAAUGAGCAUUGCAGCUCAUCUUGUCGAUCCACUAAGCAUGCUGGUGACUUGGAGUGACAUUGCCGGUCUGGAUGAUGUGAUAACAGACCUGAAAGAUACCGUUAUUCUUCCGAUAAAAAAGAAGCAUUUAUUUGAGAACUCAAGACUGCUGCAGCCGCCCAAAGGUGUGCUUCUUUAUGGACCUCCUGGAUGUGGAAAAACACUGAUCGCCAAAGCAACAGCCAAGGAAGCAGGAUGUCGCUUUAUCAACUUGCAGCCAUCCACCCUGACGGACAAGUGGUACGGGGAGUCCCAGAAACUGGCUGCUGCAGUGUUUUCACUGGCAGUGAAGCUUCAGCCAUCUAUUAUCUUCAUUGAUGAAAUUGAUUCUUUCCUUCGGAGUCGUUCAAGUACUGACCAUGAGGCAACAGCAAUGAUGAAAGCUCAAUUCAUGAGUCUUUGGGAUGGGCUGGAUACGGAUUAUAGCUGUCAGGUGAUUGUAAUGGGAGCCACAAAUCGUCCUCAAGAUCUGGACACAGCAAUUAUGAGGAGAAUGCCCACCAGAUUUCACAUCAAUCAGCCGUCUUUGAGACAGCGAGAAGCAAUUCUUAAUCUCAUUCUAAUGAAUGAAAAUGUGGACCUGGAUGUGGAUUUGACGCAGAUUGCGAGAAGUACCGAUAGCUUUUCUGGAAGUGACCUAAAGGAAAUGUGUCGGGAUGCUGCUCUGCUAUGUGUCAGGGAGUGUGUUGCCAGGAGCACGGAGGAAAGUCCCAUUGAGGAGAUACGGCCAAUUCAGCAGCAAGAUCUAAUGAAAGCCAUUGACAAAAUGAAGAAAUCGAAGAAUGCAACCAACCUGGGAGGUUUAAUGCACGUUAGUUUGGACUGAACUCUGUCACCUGACCUCACCCAAGCUAUUAGCUAGAAGGGGACAUGUAAGGGACAAUGCACUAGGAGGGAAGAGCACCAUCCUAAUGGACUUCAGCCUCCACUGCUGGACUCCAGCAUCAAUUCACUAUAAAGUAAAGAGCCUUGCAGAGGGGAAACCAUGCCUCUCUGGUUGUGUUGUGUGAGCUGCUGACAUUGAUUGAAAUGUUUGAAUGAGUAUGUGUCAUGUUUACCUUAUAAGAUUACCAUGUCUGUGUGUGUAUUGACUAGCAGCAUUCCAACAAAGGGACAAAACCAAACCUACAUUGGGCUGCUGUAUACAGUGGCGUGCAAAGGGGAUCUGUACUUAGUUCUUUUUUCAUACUAAAUAACCAGUGGAUAUUCAGUAUUUUUUGGCCAUGAUUUGAUCUAUUGUAAAAUAUGGACGCACUGCAAUACUUUUAUCUUUCAACUACAACUAGGUAAAUCUAAAUGUACAAGUGAGAUUUAAUGUGAACCUGUCAUGUCCACCAAGAUGUGUUAGCUGUCAUUACUGAUGAAGUCCAGGCACCCUGCAAGGG